This is a messenger RNA of Betta splendens (Siamese fighting fish), 6049 nucleotides long. RefSeq names its product golgin A2 (gene golga2). Lineage: Eukaryota; Metazoa; Chordata; Actinopteri; Anabantiformes; Osphronemidae. The coding region runs from base 108 to 3413 and encodes 1101 amino acids. The record is from RefSeq and is a predicted model, not a curated record. Gene Ontology annotation, biological process: Golgi organization. Gene Ontology annotation, molecular function: protein binding. Gene Ontology annotation, cellular component: Golgi cis cisterna; cis-Golgi network; Golgi cisterna membrane. The transcript has 28 exons.
AAAAGCAACCGCGUCUCGGGGUCCUCGCUCUCGCGCCGCCUCCUCGCUGAGGCACUACCGGGGACCAAACUGAUGACGUGGUGCGCUCGGUUGACCAGAGCAGCAGGAUGGCCGACCAGAGCAGGCAAACAAAACUCGCUGCAGCUAAGAAAAAGCUGAAGGAGUUUCAGCAGAAGAGCUCCCCUGUUAGUGUGGGAGGAGAAAAGAGUGGAGGGGGAGGUGGUGGCGGAGCAGCAGCAGCCAAGAAGAAGAGGAAAGUAAAGGGACCGAACCAACUCAAUGAACCUUCAACAGACAGUAACUCCACAGACAAUUUUGACAGUAUUCUGAAAGCACUUAGUCAAAGCAAUGGCGUAGUUCUACCUUGCUAUGGCAACAGUCAGGCCUUUGCUGAAGUUGAGGCCAUGGGGUCAUCACUUCCUCAGCUGCUGGAGGACCCAGUGGCAGAGCCGAGUCGCAGCUCACCUGUGUCUAACCCUGCUAGUGCUAACACUACUAAUAACCCCGACUCUGUUAGUCACAACCCUGAUCUACAGGACUAUACAGAUACCAAUGGCAAUGAAAGUUUAACUGAAGAGAAUAGGCCACUAUCUUCCACAGAGAGCCUGCGACAACUUUCACAAAAGCUCAAUGGGCUAGUCUCUGAGUCAAAUGCUGCAUACGUGAAUGGGGAGAGUACACCUUCUGUCAGCGAAAGAGAUCUGGAGAGUCGGAACCAGGAGCUGGCAGCCGCCCUGGAGUCCAGCAGCCUAACAAACUCUCAGCUCAAAACCAAGCUAGACCAGCUGGCACAACAAUCUCAGGACCUGUCGGAUCAGCUUCAAAAGGAGAGGAAAGAAUUUGAACAGAGGUUCUCAAAAGAGCAGGGAGCCAUGCGUGAGCAAUUACAGGUUCACAUCCAAACCAUUGGCAUACUGGUAUCAGAGAAAUCAGAGCUACAAACUGCACUACAAUACACACAACAGGCUGCAAGACAGAAAACAGCUGAAGCAGAGGAGUUUAACAGCCGUCUGCAGGCAACCAAGCAAAGAGUGUCAGAGCUGGAGAGAACUCUGUCGUCUGUCUCAUCACAGCAGAAGCAGUUUGAAAAGCACAAUAAAGACCUUGAAAAGGAAAGAGACAGUCUGCGACUAGAGGUGUUUAGACUGAACAAUUUGAGUGAUGAAUCCAAGCAGCAGAGCUCAGAGUUAACGGAGCAGUUGAAGCUGAAAACACAGGAGAAUGGAGUCAUGAGGUUUGAGGUGGAGGAUCUUCGCAAGAGGCUAGAAAUAGCUGACCUAAUGUUGCAACAGUGCUCCAGUCAGUCAGAUCCCACCAGUGCCAACCAGCAGGUCCAGUUGCUGCUGGAAGAGAAGCAACAGCUGGAGGCACAUAACCACCAGCUAAUGGAGUCGAUGACCCACCUGAAGACGGAGAGGGAUUGCUAUGCAGAGCAGAUCCAUGAGGAGGGCCGUAUAUGGAAGGAUAAAACAGAACAGCUGUUAACACAGGUGUCUUUGGUUGCGGAGGAGAGAGACAGAAACAUCAGCCGGGUCCAAGAACUGGAGGCCAACAUCACAGAGCUAAAAAAUGCUGCAGCAUUACUCUCCAAGGAGAAAGAGGCUCAGGAGUAUGCGGAACCUCAGUCUUCACAACCAUCAGAGAAUGAAGUGGCACUCCAGGAGAACAUCAUCAGUCUCCAACAGGAGAAAGAGGCCAUUACUGCACAGUACCAGGCACAGCUGCGGGAUAACGAGCAGCUGAGCCGACUGUGUGCAGAGCAGGAGUCACGUUUAGGGGAGUUGGAGCGACAGGUGGAGAGUCAAACCCAGGAGGCGGAGGACCGUCGGCGCAUGCUAGAGGAUGUCCAGUCAGACAAGGCUACCAUUAGCCGCGCUCUCACCCAGAACCGCACACUGAAGGACCAGCUGGCUGAGCUCCAGAAUGGUUUUGUCAAGCUGACUAAUGAGAACAUGGAGCUGACUAAUGCCAUCCAGUCGGAGCAACAUGUGAAGAAGGAGCUGGCUCGCCGGAUGGGUGAACUUCAGGAGGAAGUGCACAACAUCAAGGAACAGCUGGAAUUAAAAAGUGAGGAGGCUCGUGGCCUGAUGGAGCAGAGGGAACAGGUAGUGGCCCACCUACAGCAGUACUGUGCUGGCUACCAGGCUCUGGUGUCUGAGCGAGAACAGCUGCACAAACAGUAUCUGCAGCAGAGUCAACUCAUGGACCGACUGCAGCACGAUGAAAGCCAGGGUCGCGCACAGCUGGAGAUGAGUUACAGUCAGCUCAAACAAGCGCAGGACCAUUUGGAGCAGUUGGUCAGGGACAAUGAACAGCUGAAGUCUGAGGUGAGGGAGCUGCUAAAUAGUUCAGCUCUGUCCACAUCACCCAGACAUCAAGGAGACAGUGUUGAAAACCAAUCCCUGCAAGAAAGUCCAAAUUUGUCCUCUUCCAUAGUCAUCCCAGAAGACUUUGAGACUCAAAAAGAGAUGGAGGAAUUUAUACGUGGAACCCUGGCUCAGGUAGAGGCUCAGAGGGAUGAAGCCAGAAGGCAACUUGAGGAGGAGCACAGACUCCACAUGGCAGCCCGGCAACAGGCUGCUUUGGCCCACAACCUCGAACAUCAACACAACAGUCACCGACACGUUCAGGACCAUCAUCACGAGCAUGAUGACACUCAAGGCCAACACAGUCACUGUGAACAUAGUCAUGAACAUUUAGAGGGAGGAGUGCCAGUGGAAGUUCAUCAGGCUCUGCAGGCUGCAAUGGACAAACUUCAGCAUCGUUUUACUUCUCUCAUGCAAGAGAAAGUUGACCUGAAAGAGAGGGUGGAGGAGCUGGAGCACCGCUGCAUCCAGCUGUCUGGAGAGACAGAUACUAUAGGAGAGUACAUAGCGCUGUACCAGAGUCAGCGCGCCAUCAUGAAGCAGAAACACCAGGAGAAGGAACAAUACAUCAGCAUGUUAGCCCAGGACAAGGAGGAGAUGAGGGCGAAGCUGACAGAGCUGCAGGAUCUGGUGAUGAGGCUGGUGGCUGAGAGGAACGACUGGUACAACCGCUACAAUGGAAUUGUAGCUGGUGCUGGAUCAGCAAACCCUGACCUGGUUCCUGUUGGAGAGGAACAAACCCACUCAGACUACCAAGCACACAUGCACUCUGAUUCACAUGCCUUCAAUAGAGCAGAAGCCAUGGAGGUCAUUCCUCUGUCAGAAGAAGGCAUGGAAGUCCCCUCAUCAUCAGGGUCAGUCCAGACUGACUCCAAGCUGCUGGUGCCAAGAGAGGACGGCACAGCCCAGCAGAUCAUGCAGCUGCUCCAGGAGAUCCAGAAUCCCCAGAGCACAAUGCGAUCACCCCCCUUCCUUGGGGAGAAUCCCUGUAUCCCUUUCUUCUACCGGCCUGACGAACAGGACGAGGUCAAGAUCCUGGUGGUGUGAGUCUGACAGAUGCUGGAGUGCGAGAGCAAUAUUGGAUAUGUCUUGAAUGCCAUAGUUUACUAUGUAUGUAGUUUAUGGAUCAUAUUCACAGAUACUUUGUGAGAAGCACCGUACAAAACUCAUCACAGAUGUCUCCACGUGAGCAUUGUCUGUUUGGUUUCACAUGUCUGUUUUAGUCUAUGAUGCUUUUCCCAGAGAGGCCAUAGUCAGUAUUCCUUUACCGCAAUCUGGUUAUUCAUAUGAUCACAAGUUCCCAUUCCCAUUUUCCCCUCAUCUCCAUCAUACACAGAAGUGCAAUAAAGAGGCCAUAUAACAUGUCCUCUUGAUGAUACAGUACUUUAAGAGCUGUCUGGUAAAUAGCAGCCUGUUUAUGUGCAUUUAUAUUAUUUAACUUUUUUUUUUUUUGCUCCGUUUUACAGUACAAAUGCCAAAAGCGAGCAUCACAUUUGAAUGUAAUGUUGUGGAUACUUACCUGUAUGAGUAAUGUGAAGGAAAGCAAGGAAGUGAGGUGUCAAUGACAGAAUAUUUUGGUCAGAGAGGAACUGCACAUAAUGUUUUUAACUGUAGGCUCUGUUCUGUUUCAAAGUUAAGACUUCGCUAAUUACACAGGCCCAGGACGACGGAGGCAGGUGUUACAGGUCUGAAAAUCUACCUGUUCUCUGCAGUGUCCUUCUUCUCCAAACACUGAAAAUAAGUCAUAUGUUUGUACAGUGUAAAAUGUUUAUAUUUGAUAACCUAAAUAUAUUUGUUAAUAUAUUUACGUUGUUAAAUAUCUUGUUGGACUAAGGAAACUGACCACUGUCAUUAAAGAUGGUUUCUGAUUCUUUUAGACUGGAUUAGAUGGAAUUUAGGCAUUAUUUGUUAUUGUUGGUGAAGACAACCUUCAUACAUGUUCUUCAGAAUCAUCUGAGACCCUGCAGUGCUUUGAAUGGGCAUGAUCUCUGCAGACGUCCAUACUUUGAAGACGUUAUGGGACGUUUAGGUGUUAAAGACUCCCCUUCUGUUUUUCACCGGUUCUGUGAUUUGGUGCUUUGUGGCAUUUGUCAGGCCACGUCACAAAGUCACUCCCCACUUCCAUCGCUCAAGUUACAGAUGUAGUUUGUUUUCUUCCUCAUCCUCUUGGGUUCUAGCUGGGUUCUUUAAAGAUCUAAACAGUCUGACACUAUUAAUAAGAUCCUGUUCUUUUCUGUUACUUUUGGUUUCAAGUUCUGCAUAUCGGUGUUGAGUGAAUGCACAUCCUUUAUAACUGGACUCAGCUGGAGAGUGACUGUGAAAGUGGUGUGAAUGUGCUUCCAUCAGUUGUACUAUUUGUAGAGUUGUAGAUGAUAUAAGUUUGAUUGCACUAAAACUGUAAAAAGCUUCUCAUUCAGCUGAGCUUCUCCCCCAGAGCCUCCAGGUGUCUUUAAAAGAAACGGAGGAAUCCUAUGAUGCCUCAUUGUCAAGCUGAGGGUUCCUGUUGAAGCAAAUUAAUUUAUCGAAGAGCGGUUGUGUUGGAAUGUGCCGUGUUGCACUUGUGCGAAUAAUAGGACACAUAAAUAUGAACUGAUGGGGAAAUUAUUACAACUUCUUACUUUAAGGAGUGAUUUUAUUCCUCUUAGUGUGGGACCAGAAAACUAAUUAAUAAAUCUCUUUGCAAAACUAGUCAACAAAACUAGUCAAAUGUGUUAUGUUCUUAUUUAUCCUCAUAAUCAAUACUAACUGAGAAGGAGGACGGAUCCAUAUUAACCACCAUUGUUUCUUUUGGGGGAGUGAGGGGUUUGAUCCUUUCUCUUUAACUAAUAAAAGUCACACCUAAUUUUACAUUUUCAAAAGUAACCUUAACAGUAGUGUCAUGACCCAAUGCAAAAGUCUAGUACAUGCUUAAAUUAUUCAAUUGUACACUUGAUAUUUAUCUGUAAAAGCACUAAGGCAGAUUAUGAGGAUCUAAUAUUAAAAGCCAGUUAUAUAAAGCAGGUUGUAGUUGGGGAUGUUAUAGAGAUGGGAGCUGGUGUUUCUAGGAAACAUAAGCGACCCUAUCUGCCCUAAGCCACAGCACUUUGGCAGGAACCGGUGGCUUUUGAAUAAAGAAUUUUCAUUUAAAUUCCUUGCUUCUUAAUUGUUCUGUCGCUGGUUUGGUUUUCUUUCACAACAUGCCACAUUUGUUUUAAAUCUGUUGGUUUUGGGUUUUGGGAGCAGCUAGUCAACAGAGUCAUUAGGGUUUUUGUUUCCGGGGUGGUAUAAUCAAUGACAAAAUAUGUGAUUGAAACAAAAUGAAAAAGCAUUUAUGGUGUCUAUUGUAAAAGGUGUUGUAUAUACUGUAACUGUGUAACAUACUGUAUAUUCAUUAUGCUUGGUGUGUUGGGGAGAAGCUGCUCUGCUGUUUUUGCCGUCAGAGUGGACAGAAUUAGAGUCUUGAACAUUACAGGCUGUGAUUGAAGUUUAAUACAAAGGUCAAAUAAAGACAAACUAUUUAUUUGAAAUAAAGUUAGUCUCUCAACUAAUCAGUUUAAUGUAAAAUAAAGUGAGUGUUGGAAGUGAAGGAUCUUUCAGAGAACUGAUUUGUUCGAGGGUUGCUUCUGACAGAAGCUUUGUGAUUUAUUUUUCCUUGAGUAAUAUUUUCUCCCCUUCUCCUCAAUAAAACUGAUUGAGCAACUUGA